GUAUCCGUUACUCCUUAGACGUUUGCGCCGACGAGGUAAAGGCUUUGUCUGCCCUGAUGACAUUCAAGUGUUCCUGCGUGGACGUCCCCUUCGGCGGUGCCAAGGCUGGUCUCAAGAUAAACCCCAGGGACUACUCCAUCAAUGAGCUGGAGAAGAUUACCCGUCGAUUCACCCUCGAGCUGGCCAAGAAGGGGUUCAUUGGCCCGGGUGUGGAUGUCCCCGCACCUGAUAUGGGGACAGGAGAGCGGGAGAUGUCUUGGAUUGCAGAUACUUUCGCCAAAACCAUUGGACAUCUUGACAUCAAUGCUCAUGCCUGUGUCACGGGCAAGCCCAUCAACCAAGGUGGCAUCCAUGGCCGUACAUCUGCCACUGGGCGAGGUGUGUUCCACGGCCUGGAAAACUUCAUCAAUGAGGCAUCAUACAUGUCCAUGAUUGGCAUCACUCCUGGAUGGGGUGGAAAAACUUUCAUUGUGCAGGGCUUUGGUAAUGUCGGUCUUCACAGUAUGAGAUAUCUUCACCGUGCAGGAGCCACUUGCAUAGGUAUCAAGGAAGUCGAUGGCUCAAUCUACAACCCCAAUGGUAUUGAUCCUAAGGAACUGGAGAAUUGGAAGAUUGAGAAUGGUACAAUCAUGGGAUUCCCUGGUGCUGAGACUUAUGAAGGAGAGAACCUUCUGUACGAGAAGUGCGACAUCCUCAUCCCUGCUGCUAUUGAGAAGGUCAUUCACAAGGGCAAUGCACAUAAGAUCCAGGCAAAGAUCAUUGCUGAGGCUGCCAAUGGACCUACAACCCCUGCUGCUGACCAAGUUCUACAAGACAUGAAUGUUUUGGUCAUCCCAGAUCUCUACAUCAAUGCUGGUGGUGUAACUGUGUCAUACUUUGAAUGGCUGAAGAAUCUCAAUCACGUGUCAUAUGGUCGUCUUACCUUCAAAUAUGAGAGAGAAUCCAACUACCAUCUGUUAGACUCUGUGUCCCAUUCUCUGUCCAAACACUUUCAGCAGGAACUAUCAGUAACUCCCAGUGAAAAGUUUGCCAGUCGCAUUGCUGGUGCAUCUGAGAAAGACAUUGUCCACUCUGGUUUGGACUACUCCAUGGAACGCUCUGCCAGAGCCAUCAUGAGAACUGCAAUCAAGUAUAACUUGGGCAUUGAUCUCCGUACUGCUGCUUAUGUCAAUUCCAUUGAGAAGAUCUUCAACACCUACAAGGAGGCUGGUCUUACAUUCACCUAAAAUCCUUUUUGGCAUGUUGGCAAAUUCAUGGGCUGUUUCCAUCACAGAUUAAAAGAAGAAGAAGAAGAAGAAGAAAUGGAAGAGCAUGUUUGCUGUGGGGAAGAAAAGUAUGGAUGGUACAAGAAUUUCACAUCUGUAUUAUACCAAGUGAAAUUGCAUUUAAAGUAUGGUGGCAAGAAUGUUUCACAAAUUUUGGAGUGCAAGCAGAAAGGGUUUCUCUGUCAGCUUUUAUUAAUGAAAGUGUUAUGCAGCUGAUUUCUUUUUGCUUUAUGGUUAACAGACUUGAGAUGAGGAGUUGAAUGUUUUUAUAGGUAUUUGAUUCAUACAUCAGAACGGUAUUUUUUGAUUCAGGGAACAGAAAGGAAUAUAAAAAUGAAUGGUAUUUUUUACCAAACUUGUAAAUUACAAAUAAAUGUUAAUAGGGUACCACAUUGUUUCUUCGUCACAUCAUCUAUUUAAUUAACAUUGCAGUAAAGAGGAUAUAAUGCUUUUGAUGAUAAUGGCAACACAGGGAUUUUCUUGUCCAUACACAUUAGCCAAAUUGUUAGUAUGUAUAGUAAUUCAUUUAAAUGUUAAUGGAUAAUAUUCUCCAUGUUCUGCAAGGCAGGUGACCUUGUGAUGGUUUAUUUUAUUACCAAAAAUACCCAUUAUUGGGCAAAAUA
This is a messenger RNA of Penaeus monodon (black tiger shrimp), 1888 nucleotides long. RefSeq names its product glutamate dehydrogenase, mitochondrial-like (gene Gdh). Gene Ontology annotation, cellular component: mitochondrion. NCBI's taxonomy places the organism in Eukaryota, Metazoa, Arthropoda, Malacostraca, Decapoda, Penaeidae. Gene Ontology annotation, biological process: L-glutamate catabolic process. The record is from RefSeq and is a predicted model, not a curated record. Gene Ontology annotation, molecular function: L-glutamate dehydrogenase (NAD+) activity.